AUGGACAUAAAUGCAGCAUCAGAUAGAUGUCCGGCAAAAAUCCGACAACGGGAAGAAGUCCAGCGCCGGGUAGAAACUUGGCAACGAGCAGAGGUCCGGUGUAAGGCUUCGGCUCGACGGCUCUCCCUUCCCACGGCGGCCAUGAAAGCUGUUAGAAAAGUAACAAGAUCCAAUGGGUUCGCCAACAUCUUGGCCAUAGGCACGGCCAACCCUCCCAAUGCAGUGGAACAGAGCAUCUUCCCUGACUUCUACUUCCGCGUCACUAAUUCCAAUCAUCUCGUCGAUCUCAAAAACAAAUUCCAGCGAAUCUGUGAGAAAACAGCUAUCAGGAAGCGCCAUUUCGUUUGGGACGAAGAGCUUCUUCAAAAGAACCAGUGCCUCCGCACAGCCAUGGCUCCGUCCUUGGCCGUGAGGCAGAAGAUAGCAGCGGUUGAGGUUCCCAAAUUGGGCAUGGAAGCAGCCGUGCGCGCCAUCGAUGAGUGGGGGAUGGCAAAGUCUCGCAUAACGCAUCUCAUCUUCUGCACGACGAGCGGCGCGAACUUACCCAGUGCCGACGUUAUUCUCAUACGACUCCUCGGCUUAAACCCCUCCGUCAAGCGCGUCAUGCUUCAUCAGCAAGGAUGCUUCGCCGGCGGCACAGUCCUCCGCAUCGCCAAAGAUCUCGCCGAGAACCACAAAGGCGCUCGCGUUCUGAUCGUGUGCGCCGAGACAACAGUGGUGGUUGUUCGCCCGCCGUCGGUAAAACGCCAGGAUGAUUUGAUUAUCCAAGCUCUUUUUGCUGAUGGGGCUUCGGCUCUGAUUGUGGGAGCCGAUCCUGAAGAGUCGGGAAAUGAGAAACCGAUAUUCUCAAUCAUUUCCGCAACGCAGGUUUUGCUGCCGAAUUCAGAGGGGGCUAUAAGAUCAGGAUUGGUGGAGAGAGGAGUAAUAGCUACCAUCCACAAGGAUUUGCCGAUUCUUGUAUCGCAGAGCAUUGAAAAAUGUCUACAGGAGGCGCUCAAUUUCAACCCACUUGAUGUUUUUGAUUGGAACUCCAUUUUUUGGGUGGCGCAUCCGGGCGGGCGGGCAAUUCUUGAUCAGUUGGAGGAGAGGCUGAGGCUGAGGCCGGAGAAAUUAAUGGCGUCGAGGCAUGUGUUGGCGGAAUACGGGAACAUGGCCGGAGUUUCUGUGCAUUUUAUUCUUGAUGAGGUGCGCAAGAGAUCUGUGAAAGAAGGGAAGAUGAGCACCGGAGAAGGGUUUGAGUGGGGCGUGCUGUUGGGGCUUGGCCCGGGAAUUACUGUGGAGACUGUGCUGCUUCGUAGCGCUCCUCUUGUUUGA
Messenger RNA from Dendrobium catenatum, 1314 nucleotides. Its product is annotated as bibenzyl synthase-like. Gene Ontology annotation, biological process: polyketide biosynthetic process. The transcript has 3 exons. The coding region runs from base 1 to 1314 and encodes 437 amino acids. NCBI's taxonomy places the organism in Eukaryota, Viridiplantae, Streptophyta, Magnoliopsida, Asparagales, Orchidaceae. Gene Ontology annotation, molecular function: acyltransferase activity, transferring groups other than amino-acyl groups. The record is from RefSeq and is a predicted model, not a curated record.